Sphaeramia orbicularis (orbiculate cardinalfish) is the source of this 1677-nucleotide messenger RNA. RefSeq names its product amyloid beta A4 precursor protein-binding family B member 1-interacting protein-like. Gene Ontology annotation, biological process: signal transduction. Lineage: Eukaryota; Metazoa; Chordata; Actinopteri; Kurtiformes; Apogonidae. The record is from RefSeq and is a predicted model, not a curated record. The coding region runs from base 30 to 1448 and encodes 472 amino acids. The transcript is spliced from 13 exons. Gene Ontology annotation, cellular component: plasma membrane; cytosol.
AGAAUGACCCAUGAGUUCUCUCACACUGCAUGAUGCUUCCUUCUGUGGCAGAAAAAGAAAAGAUGGACGACAUAGAUGCCAUGUUCAGCCACCUGCUGGGAGAGAUGGAUGAUCUCUCUCAGAGUCUGAUGUCGGCCGCUGAAACACCAGACCUGGAUCAUGUCACACGGGGAGAAAACACUAUCUCCAUCGGCUUCACAGACCUGAACGAGUCUCUUGCAGAACUCGAGGACCAUGACCUGGAUGCUCUGGUGGCCGACCUGAGAUCAAAAUCCACCUCCUCCGAGCCACAACUCCCCACGCAUCAACAAACCAUGGGUCCCAGAGAUAAUCACACAGCACCACCUGCUACGACUCUGACGCCUGGAGCAGCUGCAGCUCUGCCUCCACCAACAAAUCCAGCCAGGUCAUCUGCAGCACUUAAAACGAAAGAACCACAGACAAAGUCGGACAAGAUUAAACUGGCUUUGGAGAAGCUGAAAGAAGCUAAAGUGAGAAAGUUGAUCAUAAAAGUACUGAUGAGCGACGGCAGCUCAAAGACUCUGAUGGUGGACGAGAGACAGGCGGUCCGGGAGGUUUUGGACAAACUGUUUGAGAAGACGCACUGUGACUGCAGCGUCGACUGGAGCCUGUGUGAGACCAACCCAGAGCUGAACACCGGUCAGAUCAACACACACACACACCAAGAGCGCUGUUUUGAAGAUCAUGAGUGUUUAGUGGAGCCACUGUCUGCGUGGAGUCGCCACAGUGAAAACAAAAUCUAUUUUGUGUCUCGACCUCAGAAGUAUGUGAUGUUCACAGACCCACAUUUAUUUUACAUGUGGAAGAAGAAGGCGACAUGUUUGAAGGCAAUUUCUGAGUCGUCCAAACAGCUGUUACUUAAGGAGAACUUUGAGGGUCCUACAGUGAUUGUUCCCGAUCUUGAAGGCAUGUUGUACCUAAAAGAAGAUGGGAAAAAAGUCUGGAAACCACGCUACUUUGUGCUCAGAGCCUCAGGCAUCUACUAUGUUCCCAAAGGAAAGACAAAGUUGUCCAGUGACCUCGCCUGUUUCGUCCACGUUGAUAAAGUCAACAUCUACACCACGAACAACUACAAACAGAAGUACAAAGCUCCCACAGAUCACUGCUUCAUACUAAAGCAUCCUUGCAUCCAGAAAGAGUCGCACUACAUCAAGUUCCUGUGCUGUGACGACAAACACAAACUGCUGCUUUGGGUCAACUCCAUCAGAAUAGCAAAGUAUGGGACUGCUCUGUACUCGAACUACAAGGCUGCAGUGAAAAGAUCUUUGACUCUACAAACCCUCUGCUCUGCUGCCAGAACAGACAGACCCAACGGCCACGCCCCUCAGGUGAGCCUGGCUCCGCCUCCGACCACACUUGUUGAAGACUAUCCAGAUGAGCUUCCGCCUGACUUCAUCCCUCCUCCUCCUCCUCCUGGACACGUUUAACUUUGAGACGUGUCCUUGGCUUUUCCUCUGAUGAUCAGGGUGAACUUCAGCCAGUAUUACAUCUGUUAUCUCUAUUGAACAGAUGAACCUUUCAUUUUACACCUUGGAUCAUAUGAAACAGGAUUAGGGCCACUGGGAAAAAAAAUAAAAUUAAGGUCCGAUAUAUUAUUAUUAUUAUUAUUAUUAUUAUUAUUAUUACACUGGUCAACAACAAAUUUAUUGUUUAAGU